UCCGCGAAGCCAAGAGCUCACAUUCCCUGCUUCUUCUGGGCACAGUAACAGACCUGUCUAGCGAACAGCACCAAACAACCUCUUGGACCUUGGAAUAAACGACAAACCCGUCUAUUCUUCUUGACUUACAAAUAUUCUACUUUAGCUUUCAUCCAUGAGAUUCUUCAGGCUUACCUUCAAGUGCUUCGUCGACUGCUUUUGAUCCCCUUCAUCCCCAUCGUCUGUCUGCGACGCAUUGUAAAUAUUAUAUCUCUAGCUAUAGCUAGCUAGCCAACAAGCUAAAUAUAGCUAAAGAAUUUUUUUAAUAACAAAGAGGAAAAAAACAUAAAAAGAAAAAAGGAACUGAAGAACUGCAUAUAUCGCUAACGUUAAUUAGCUAGUUACACUUUUGAACUAACGUUAGCUAAUUCCACAACGUUACCAUUUUCUAAGUUGCAUUUUACAAUUUGGGCUAGCUAGCUAGCUAUUCAGCUAGCAUGUCGCCAGAGGUGGAAGAACACAUUCCAGGGAGCCGGGGGUUAUCUCAGGGCGAGCCUGGGGUCCCAGCGGAAGAAGAAGGGGGAGUAGUACGCCCCCUUGUGGCAGUACCUGGUGUCAGCGCCGCGGGAGGGGGUGGCCCAGUGGUGGAGAGGGAGACUUGGACCAGACAAAUGGACUUCAUUAUGUCCUGCGUGGGCUUUGCUGUGGGUCUGGGCAAUGUGUGGAGGUUCCCAUAUCUCUGCUACAAGAACGGUGGAGGUGUGUUUCUGAUCCCCUACAUGCUGAUUGUAUUCAUUGGGGGGAUUCCAGUGUUCUUCCUGGAGAUAGCGCUGGGACAGUUCAUGAAGCAGGGUGGCAUCUCCGCCUGGAACAUCGCCCCCCUUUUUAAAGGUUUGGGGUUGGCGUCCAUGGUGAUUGUGUUCUUCUGCAACACCUACUACAUCAUGAUCCUGGUGUGGGGGCUGUACUUCCUUCUGCACUCAUUCUCUGUGCCCCUGCCCUGGGCCACCUGCGGGCAUCCCUGGAACACCCCCAACUGCACACAGGACUUCCGCAGGGCCUGUCCCAAUCGCAGCUCCCUCCUCACACUUCCCCUGGACCUCCCCUCCUCCUUCUCCCCACAGCGCAACCUCUCCUCCCUCAACUUCUCCUCCCUCCUCCCUCUCAACACCAGCUGCGCGGAUGCGGAGGGCCUGCGGUCCCCUGUCAUCGAGUUCUGGGAACGGAAGGUGCUGCGGCUGUCGGGGGGAUUGGAUGAGGCAGGGGAGAUCAGCGGUCACAUGGUACUGUGUCUGGUGGCCACUUGGGUCAUCGUCUACUUCUGCAUCUGGAAGGGGGUCAAGUCCACUGGCAAGGUAGUAUAUUUCACAGCAUUGUUCCCCUAUGUGGUUCUGGUGGUGCUGCUGGCCCAUGGAGUCACCCUGCCUGGUGCAUUGGAUGGGAUCAUAUACUACCUGAAGCCUGAUUGGUCAAAGCUGGGAGAGGCCCAGGUGUGGAUCGACGCAGGAACUCAGAUCUUCUUCUCUUACGCCAUUGGCCUUGGUGCAUUGACCGCGCUAGGAAGCUACAACCGCUUCCACAACAACUGCUACCAAGAUGCCUUCAUCCUGGCCCUCAUAAACAGCGGGACCAGUUUCUUCGCUGGCUUUGUGGUGUUCUCUGUGCUGGGCUUCAUGGCAGCUGAACAGGGAGUGGACAUCAGCAGGGUUGCAGAGAGUGGUCCUGGCUUGGCUUUCAUCGCCUACCCUAAAGCAGUGACCCUGAUGCCGCUGGCGCCGCUGUGGGCGGCCCUCUUCUUCUUUAUGCUGCUGGUACUGGGACUGGACAGCCAGUUUGUUGGCGUUGAGGGAUUCAUCACUGGAAUUAUGGACAUGCUCUCCCCUAAUACGCUUAAAUGCUCUCUUCGUCGUGAGGUUGUUGUGGCGAUCUGCUGCAUUACCUGCUUCUUUAUCGACCUCUCCAUGGUAACAGAGGGGGGCAUGUACGUGUUCCAGCUGUUUGACUACUACUCUGCCAGUGGGAUGACUCUGCUGUGGCAGGCCUUCUGGGAGUGUGUGGUGGUGGCUUGGGUCUAUGGAGCGGACCGCUUCAUGGAUGACGUGGCCCGGAUGAUAGGGUACCGCCCACUCCCCUACAUGAAGUGGUGCUGGUCCUACAUCACGCCCUUAGUGUGUGUGAGCGUCUUCCUUUUUCACGUGGUGAACUACAAGCCGUUGACAUACAACUCCACCUACGUGUACCCAUGGUGGGGAGAGGCUUUGGGGUGGGGGCUUGCCCUCUCUUCAAUGCUGUGUAUUCCCAUCACUGUCGUCUACAAACUGCUGCGCUGCAAGGGCUCCUUCAGAGAGCGCUGGCAGCACCUCACUGCCCCAGUGUGGGGAAGGCAUCACCUGGAGUACCUGGCCCCCGAGUCUGAGACCAAGCUUCUACCCCCAUCUGAACCAGGCAAAACCACCCUGCUUUUUGAGAGUGUCAUCUGACCUCCCUGCCUCUUUCUGCAUGUCAAUCUCUCCCUCCAUCCACUCCCUGCUCUAUUUAUCUCCAGUUUCCGUUUAAAGACCGAGAAGAACAUUUACAGCAGCAGACACACAUUCACUCUCUCUCUCACACACACACACACACACACACACACAC
This is a messenger RNA of Megalops cyprinoides (Indo-Pacific tarpon), 2613 nucleotides long. RefSeq names its product sodium- and chloride-dependent creatine transporter 1. The transcript has 14 exons. NCBI's taxonomy places the organism in Eukaryota, Metazoa, Chordata, Actinopteri, Elopiformes, Megalopidae. Gene Ontology annotation, biological process: sodium ion transmembrane transport. The coding region runs from base 477 to 2459 and encodes 660 amino acids. The record is from RefSeq and is a predicted model, not a curated record. Gene Ontology annotation, cellular component: membrane.